Klebsormidium nitens is the source of this 1305-nucleotide messenger RNA. The record is from the annotation of a GenBank genome assembly. Lineage: Eukaryota; Viridiplantae; Streptophyta; Klebsormidiophyceae; Klebsormidiales; Klebsormidiaceae.
AUGCCCCACAAAGAGGGGGAUGCUUAUAAGCCUUCACCGCCCCCCCCGGCUACGCACGAGAAUCCCUUGUGGGAGCUUCGGAAGGACAGGAAAGUGGCUCCAAGAACCAUACUCUACGAUCCACAGUCGCCCUUUGCGGCGCUCACAAGAUUUGCGGGAACAUCGCUGCAAAUGGUUCUGAGACGGCCCGACUUUUACGUCAUCAUGCUCGUACACGUGUUCCUGUGCGCUGUGUACUACCAGGUUUCGCACAACCCGAUUCUCCUGGCCAGCAGCAACGGCGAGCAACAAUCGUGGCCGUUCCUCUCCCCGACAGUAGUCGUUAUUACCGGGACCAUGAUUGUCUUCUUCAUGGUCUUCCACACUAACCAGGCCUACAGCCGCUUCUUCGCGCAGUACGAAUGCAUCACCCGUGUGGACACUGAGCCGUACGACUCGAGCCGGUUUCUUAGAACGGGUUCGGGACGGUUCCUGAACCGGCUUGGGCCCCUCCUGCGGAUGACGUUUGCUGACGGCAGCUGCCCCGGCGCCCGGGAGACCCGGCUGAUGCUCGCCCGUUACAUGGUCACGAUUGAAUUUUUGGCAUACGCGAACCUGCCGUUCUAUAAGACCAACGGGGCUGGCGCGUGGGCCUGGCAGCACGUCGAAGACACGGGGCUGCUGACGUCUGCUGAGGUCACCCGGCUGCGGAGAGUCCCCAACGGCAAGGCAUUCAAGGAAGUAGCCAUGUGGAUCUACCAGCGCUUCUACGCGCACUUCCGGAACGGUGACAUCAGCAACGUCGAGUUGGACCGGUUCGUGACGUUCACGAGCGACGUCAUUGCCAAUAUCGGGACCGUCAAUGACUUUCUGGCGAUGCCAGUCCCCUUCGCCUUUUUCCACCUCUUGAACGCGGUACUCGUGGGGUACCUUCUUCUGCUCGCGUACACGUACUGUCUGUACAGGUACAAAAGUUCCGUUCCCAUCUCCGUUCCGUUUCGGUUCCGUUUCCGCUUCGGUUUCCGCUUGUCACUGCUGGAUGCGGUACCCGUGGGGUACCUUCUUCUGCUCGCAUACACGUACUGUAUGUACAGCUAUUAUUACUCCAUCGUCGGCAUGUUCGUGACCACGGUUUCGCUGCUGGGCCUGCGCGAGCUGUCGUGCGCGCUCGCGGACCCGUUCGGUUCGGACGCGACCGACCUGCCCGUCUUCGACUAUGCGCUCUCGACGCAGCGCUACUUCAACGAUUCGAUUCUAAAAAGAGCCGAGGACCAGGGGCCCGACGAUCCGCCGCACCCGCUCGCGCCACGUGGCAAGCAGGCGUGA